UACACAUCGAGAGGACCUAAAUAUUCGAAAGAUACGAAAUAUCUUUUCACGUCCACCGACAUUUGUGCGAUUGUGAAAUCUUUUUCAGAGCGAUAAUUGGCGCAUAAAUGCGCACAAGGAGUGCAUCAAAGUGACCAAAGCGCACGAACGGCACGAAACGCGAGCGGCGAGGAUUGCGAGGAACAUGGCCGCGAUGGCUGCGGUGCAUGUUGCUUGACGCCUAAUCUGUGUCAGUGUCGAUUUGGUGUCGAUCGGUCAGGAUGAUCGUGUCCUUCGUUUCGUGACGAGCGAGGUCUGGCUUCAACUGACUGGCGUUCUCAACGACGAUGGAGUUGGGCCUGUCCAACACGUUGUUGACCGGUGAUCCACGAUUGAUCGAUCACAUAGUGGGCGAAGUCAAGUCGCAGGGCAUUUUCGAUCAAUUCCGAAAGGAAUGCAUCGCCGACGUCGAUACGAAGCCUGCGUAUCAAAAUCUGAGGACAAGGGUUGAAGGCUCAGUAAACUCUUUUCUCAGUAAGCAAGCAUGGAAGCCGGAUUUGAACAAGAAUCAGCUCCGGGAAACUUUGCGCAAGCACAUACACGACGCCCCGUAUCUGGAUGCUGGCGUGGAACGGAUAGUGGAUCAAGUGGUGAAUCCAAAGGUCUAUUCGGUCUUUAUGUCGCAGAUAGAGGACGUGGUGUACAAGUUCCUGGGUGUAGAGAGGCCAAAGGUGAAGGAGAAAAAUGGCGCUUGCGGUCUUAAGGAUUUGCUACCUAAAGAUUUGGAUCCAGUCUCACCAGAGUCCGACAAGAAUAGCCUGAAGGACGAGUCUCUCGAGUCCUUGGAUAUAAGCGACUUAAAUAAUGUCGACGGCAAGCAGGACGAGAAAGUCGACGAGCAGAGGCAAGAUGAGAUGUACAGGGAUAAGACCAGAGGCGGUUCGGAAAAUGGGCACAUUUCCUUGGAGGAGAAAAUGUCGGACGAAGCCUAUAAAGGUCUGAGUAAGAAUGAGAGUAAUUUGAACUUGAACACGUCCGCGAAAUCGGAUGACAAGCUGGACGAGGAGGAGGAUGAGGUCAGUCCAACGUUCGAGCCUAUCGACAUCAUGAACUUGAACGAAUCCAACAUUUCCAACGAUUCGCAUCUGUCGGGAAUAUCGGAGUUGACGAGCCACCGAUCUAGAAGCCCGGACUUCUCGAACGAAUUGUCGCGGGAUAACUUCGAGUACAGCAAUCAAGAUUCUCAGCUGAGCAAAGUUUCCUCGGAUUCCCGGUUGUCGAUAGUGACGGACUUCGGCUCCUCCAAUCACGCUUUGACACCGGUGCAAGAUUCGUCGAGAGACGACGCGACGAAGGACAAGUACGAGGCCAAAGGCAAUAAGGACAAUUUCAAAGCGAUCAGGGAGCUGGAUUCGUCCAAGAGCAAGCCGGCUAAAAGCAGUUUUGACUUUGUCAAAAGUAAAGACGCGCAAGAUUACAGAGACACAAAGGAGCAAGGAUACAAGGGUACUAAGAGCGUGUCCUCCAAAGAAAAUUCUCGCGAUGCCACGGACAGUAGCGUUAAAGAUAAGUACGAGCAUAAGAGCAGAGAGAAGAGCAGAGACAGCGAGUCGACCAAGUCGUCGAAGAGCACAAAGGAGAGAGCCGCUGGUAAGGAUGUGAAACAUUACAAGGACAAGAGUAACGAGAGAAAGAAAUCGAGUGGCGAGAAGUACGACAAACACAACAGUGAUAAGUACGAUAAGCACGGUAAAAGUAAACCUAAAGAUAAAAUUGAAUUAGUGAAGGAAAGUACUGACAAAACUAAAGACGUUCCGGAAAAUUCAAAGGACAAUUCUAACAAACUCAAAGAAAAGCAAGAUGAAAAGCCCAAGGAAGCGGAUAAGAGAGAUAAAGACGUCGUUAAUAAGGAAGUGAAAGAUUUGAAGGAUAUCUACAAGGAGAAAAUCAGGGAGCUGCGAGAGAAGAAGGAAUUGACGGAGAAGGAAAAGCAAUUGAACAAGGACAAAGACGUUAAACUCGUUAAGGAGACCAAAGACAAGAAGGAUCCUCUUAAGGAUAAAAAAUCGAAUAAGAAGGAGCACAGAAGCUCGUCGUCGUCGUCAUCAUCGAAAAAUCUUUCUGUGAGUUACCACGAGAGUAAAAGCAGCAAAACGUCGGAGAAGAUUGCGGACGGAAAGGAUAAACGGUCGGAUUCGAAGGAUAAAGCGAAACGAGAUGAGAAACGAUUGUCGAAGGAGAGCAAAGGUAAGAGUCAUUACAGCAGCAAGUCGGAUCUGUCGGACAAGUCUGACAAGUCAGAUUCAAAGAAGGCUUCCAGAAGUGAGAAGGAGGACAAGGGCGGUAAGGUCGACGCGAAAAGGGAUGUCAAGGCGAGCGGUGAGAAAACGACGAACGGCAAGAGGGACGCGAAGGGCAAGGACUUGCAGCAGGGCAAGAGUUCGGAUCGCGCCGAGAAAUCGGACGGUCGAAAGGAGUCGAAGUCCGACAGCCCGUCCAAGGAUAAGAAGCGUAGGGAGGACAAGAAGUCCAAAUCGAAGGACGAUCACUCGAGUUUACGGAAGAACUCGAACGAUCGGCGUUCCACCGACAGGGACGGCUCGAACGGCUCGAGUAACAAAACCUCGCCCUCCAACAGCUCGAAUUCCAACGCGACGAGCAACAAAUCGAAUACUUCGAAUUUGACGAAAGACAGUCACGUCAGCAAUUCCGGCAGCGAAACGUCGGACAGCAUUGAGGAAACGCAAGUGAGCGAUUCGAAGUUGCCGCAUCAGACAAAUUGUAAGUUGUCUCAUAAAGUCGGUUCUCAGCUGCCGACAAAUGAAAAGACGGAGACUGAUAACAGCAGCGAGGCGUACGACAGACAGGAGGAAGAAGAGAACGCGGAUCCGCGCGACAUAAAUCUACCGUUGAAGAAGAGGCUGCUGUCGGACAAAGACGGUGAAUCGUCUCCCGAUGUGAAGCUCAAGAAGCCGAAAUUCGCGAAGAACAUACACGAGGCUAAGAAACUGAUGAAAAUCAGGAAGCAAAUGGAAAAGCAGAAACUUAAGGAGGACAGGGAGAAGGAGGAUAAGAAGGUUGUACAGGAAGUAGAUCAAACGAGCCAAUCGAAUACGAGGAACGUCGAUAAUCUCGAGGGCGUGCCGGACGACGAACGUGUUCAAAUUAUAGAGAUUCCCGACGAGGAGUACGAAGAACCUUAUCCCGAGAAGCACGAGCCGCCUUUAAUGUUGGACGAGAGGUCGAUAAAUAUAAUAAUGCCGGGAACUGAGUCUUGUGCGAACGAUCUUCUAAAGGAGUUGAUAUCAAAAGCAUCGUCGGAGGAAGCACAAGUCGUACAGGAUUCCAAAACCGACGGAAAACACGAGGUGCAGCAUGCGGAAGAUAAAGAAGAUUUUAAAGAGAGACGUAAGGACGACUCUGAGGAAGACUCAAACAACAAGACACCAAAGCGUACGAUCGUUGAUGAAGAAAAGUAUCAAGGUCUACAAGCAGAGGAAACGCGUGUUUCGCAGAAGCUGGAAGAAGCCGCAGCUUCAGAAAAAUCAACAUCUCCGGGCUGUAAUGAAAACAGAAAUGUGAAACAAUCGACGGAGAAGAACGCGGAGGUGACGCGGGAUUAUAAUCAAGCGGAAGCACGGGAUGAUAACGAAGAAACGAAUAAUGGCAAUACAUUGGAAGUACCCGACGAUAAUAAAGAAUCACCGGAUGAAAAGCAUACGGAAACGUGUGGGUUAUCCAGAGCUGACGCAACAGAUACGCAAACCGUUUGUUUGGAAAAUAAAUCUUCGUCCUCUGCGAUUAGCGAGGAUAACGAAGACUGCCGUUACUUCAAGACUGACAACGAGAAAUCGGAAAGAUUCUCCAAUUUCUUGGAAUCUCUGGAACUUGUGGAGAACUCGUCUCUGGAGGACAUAAUAGAGAGUCUAGGCGGCAAGGUGGUCUCCUCGAUACCGAAGCCCAUGGCGGCACCGCCGUUGCCGAAGACGCGCAAACGUUCGUCCAGCCCCUUGUCGGACAUACUGGUGAAUAAUAACUCGGACAACAAUAACGACGGCCAUAAGCAGAAGCUGUCAGCCUCGCCCAACGAAGACGCGGUGCACACCGUGAAGAAGAGGAAGUACACCAAGAAACCGAAAUUAUCAAAUCUAUGCAAUUCCCAAGGGAUCUCGAACGGCGAGAACUUCGUCAUGCCGCUGAGCCCCGACAGCGAUGUGUCUGCGACGAGCGACAAAACGGCGUCGACUAAUGUGAUCAAGGAAGAAAAGAGCCGUAAUAGGACCAGUCAUCAACGAUACUCGAGCGAUGACUUGUAUAAACCACGUCCACUAUUUUCCAGCUCUUCUCGUCGAAGCAGACGAUCUAAUCAAGCAUAGCUAGUGCCCCAGGGAUUCAGGUUGAAUAAGAUUUGUACAAUUUCCAGACAUAUUUACUUUGUUUUAUUAUACAGUAAUAUGCAUUGUAUACCAAUACAUAAUAAUCCAUUAUUUACGUUACUAUAAUUUAACAAAAUGUUUUAUUUCUUCGUUAUUAAACAAUGAUAAUGCCCAUCUAAUUUAAUAAUUUAAUUAUUUGAAAUUCGAUUAAUACGUAUUGAACUCUGUAAUACUUUUAAACAUUUUACUUUGGGCAUUUACGUAUACCGGAAAUUUUAAGCACGAGCUUGAGUACUACUGGGAAACUACAAAUCUAAAUUACAAAUUAUGAAAACUUAUUUAUAUUUACGAAGUUUAAUAGAUACCAUUGACUAAAAUAUUUUAGUCGGCGUUUCAAUAAGAACGAGUUUAUUAAUUAGAUUUAAUUAGAAUGUAUUUCUUUGACAAAUUUAUAUUGAGACAACGAAAUGUUAUCAGUUUCAACUAACUUCUUCCAUGUAAUAUCUAGAAAGUGUUAAAGAUUAUGAUGUUGAAUAUUAUAACAAGAUUUGAUUACGUAAAUCUUGGAGAGUGCGAGUGAUAAAAAGUAAGGGACGUACUUCUCUUUUCAAGUAUAUUCUUCUGCAGACUUUGUUGGGAACGAGUGUCUCCGCUUGUACGUAUGUGUAUAUAUACAUGUAUGCAUUUAUGUACGAACAAGUGUCCAUAUAGAUAAGCAUUGAAUGCAAUUUCAAAGUUAUUGUAAGGUUUGCACAAGAAUAAUCAUUUCAUCUAUACGAUCUCAUUGAAUUUAAUAUAAUAAAAAUGUUUCAGCAAUUGAUUCUGCUAAAAUCUGUAGGAAAAACUCGAUUAUCCGAGUAAACGAUGAUCUACAUGUG
This is a messenger RNA of Wasmannia auropunctata (little fire ant), 5233 nucleotides long. RefSeq names its product biorientation of chromosomes in cell division protein 1-like 1 (gene BOD1). Bases 327 to 4355 code for a protein of 1342 amino acids. The transcript is spliced from 3 exons. NCBI's taxonomy places the organism in Eukaryota, Metazoa, Arthropoda, Insecta, Hymenoptera, Formicidae. The record is from RefSeq and is a predicted model, not a curated record.